Molecule: messenger RNA, 3644 nt
Organism: Culicoides brevitarsis
Lineage: Eukaryota; Metazoa; Arthropoda; Insecta; Diptera; Ceratopogonidae
Gene: S1P
Product: membrane-bound transcription factor site-1 protease
Exons: 4
Coding region: 220-3516 (1098 amino acids)
Biological process (GO): proteolysis
Cellular component (GO): Golgi apparatus
Molecular function (GO): serine-type endopeptidase activity
Source: RefSeq, a predicted model, not a curated record
CAAAACAAAUUCGCAACAUCGUCAAAAGCGAUAAAUUAAACAAUAAAAUCCGUACUAAAUUGCCAAAAAAACGUAAAAAUAGUUUUUAGAAAGUAAUUAACUCACCUCCAUUCGACAUGGGAAUCAGCUGAAUUGCCUUUCUUCCUCUCCAAAUUCACGGAAAAGUCAAAACUUUCCCUCAACUGAAAAUUCCUCGGAAUUUUCCCACAAAAAAAUACAAUGAGAAAACUAGUUGUGAAAUAUCUGAUAAUAAAAUGCAUUUUUGCAUUGUUGCUGUUUGUGCACGUCACGCCCGCAUCAAAUCUAACGCAUGUCGAACAAAUUUCGUGGAGCACAAAAAUUCUGCCGAACGAGUUUAUUGUGCAAUUUACCGCUUAUCUGGACAAAAAUUCACGGAAAGAAAUUUUGAACUCAGCUUUGGAUAAUUUUAAGACCUCUGAAUGGGAAAUAAUUGAACGAAAAAAUCCCGUCGCAAAACUCCCAAGUGACUUUGAUGUGAUAAUUUUAAGUGAUAAUAUUUUAACAGCUGCUCUCCGUGCUUUAUCGCUCCAUAAAAGCAUUAAAUCCGUCACGCAACACAAACAAGUGACACGAAAGUUGAAUUUUUACCUUCCUGCCCGCGAAUCCGAUGCGGAGAAAUUUUCCAAACGAAAAUUAUUGCGAGCUGUGCCAAAACAAAUCACGUCGUUGCUAAAAGCGGAUGCUCUAUGGCGCAUGGGAAUUACGGGAAAAGGCGUUAAAGUUGCUGUUUUUGAUACGGGACUCUCGAAAUCGCAUCCGCACUUUAAAAAAAUCAAGGAACGCACGAAUUGGACAAACGAAAAACUCUUGGAUGAUCGUGUGAGUCACGGAACGUUCGUUGCUGGCUUGAUCGCUUCGUCGAAAGAAUGUUUGGGAUUCGCGCCUGAUGCGGAAUUGUACAUUUUUAGGGUCUUCACGAACAAUCAAGUUUCAUAUACUUCGUGGUUUCUCGAUGCCUUUAAUUAUGCGAUCCACAAAGAAAUCAAUAUUUUAAAUUUGAGCAUCGGAGGUCCGGAUUUUCUUGACAAACCUUUUGUGGAAAAAGUUCAAGAACUCACCGCAAAUCGAGUUAUCAUGGUCUCCGCCAUCGGAAAUGAUGGUCCGUUGUACGGAACUCUGAACAAUCCGGGAGAUCAAAGUGACGUCAUCGGCGUCGGGGGAAUAAAUUUCGAAGAUAAUAUCGCAAAAUUUAGCUCCAGAGGCAUGACAACGUGGGAAUUGCCUCACGGAUAUGGAAGAUUGAAGCCAGAUAUCGUCACGUACGGGAGUCAAGUGAAGGGAAGUCACAUAAAAGGCGGUUGUCGUUCCCUUUCAGGCACUUCAGUGGCAUCGCCGAUCGUUUCGGGCGCCGUGGCGUUGUUAAUGAGUGGCGCAAGUGACAAAUUUCGCCUCAUGAACCCGGCUUCCAUUAAACAAGCACUUAUUGAAGGCGCCACGAGACUCAACGAAAAUAACAUGUUCGAACAGGGACAUGGCAAACUCAAUAUUUUGCGAUCUUUGGACUUUUUGAACUCGUAUGAGCCUCAAAUUUCGCUUUCUCCCUCGUAUCUCGACACGACGGAGGAUUAUAUGUGGCCUUAUAGCACACAAAGUUUGUUUUUUACAUCGUCGCCUUUAAUUGUGAACGUUACGAUCUUAAAUGGCGUUGCUGUAACCGGGCAAAUUCGUGAACCGCCAACUUGGCAUCCCUACGAUAACUAUAAUGGACACUUUUUAAACGUUUCUUUGAAGUUUUCCGAGAUUUUGUGGCCUUGGAGUGGAUGGAUGUCAGUUCAUGUAGUCGCUACUGAAGCUGCUGAUAAAUUUGAGGGCAUCGCGCAAGGACAUAUCACGCUAAAAGUUUAUUCGAUUGUCAAAGAUGACGUCACGAAAGAAGAAAAAACGGUAAAAAGUGAGAUUCAGUUCCCGCUUAAAGUGAGAAUAAUUCCAAAACCGCCGAGACACAAACGAAUUUUGUGGGAUCAGUUUCAUAGUUUGCGUUAUCCGUCGGGAUAUUUGCCGAGAGAUAAUUUGAAAAUUAAAUCUGAUCAUUUGGAUUGGCGCGGAGAUCAUAUUCACACGAAUUUCAAAGAUAUGUACACGCAUUUGAGGAAUGGAGGGUAUUACGUUGAAGUACUUGGCGAGCCGUUUACGUGUUUUAAUGCAUCGAAUUAUGGGACAUUACUGAUUGUUGAUCCCGAAGAGGAAUAUUUCACGGAGGAGAUAAGGAAGUUGAAGGAUGAUGUUUUGUACAAAGAAUUGAGUGUGAUAAUUUUUGCCGAUUGGUACAAUACGACAGUCAUGAAGAAGAUUAAAUUUUUCGAUGAAAAUACGAGGCAAUGGUGGAUUCCCGACACAGGAGGUUCAAACAUUCCUGCCAUCAACGAAUUACUGCGUGACUUUAACAUCGAGCUCAGCGAUACCGUUCUCGAAGGAUAUUUCUCGAUGCUUGAUCAUCGAAUGUACUAUGCGAGUGGCACAAGUCUUUCGCAAUUCCCGCAAACAAACAACUCGAUCAUCAUUGAACGCGAACUCUUCGAUCAAGGCAAGGAAAUUUUACUCUCCGCCAACUCUGAUGCCUCAAAACGAAAGCAAUCUUACCCAAUUCUCGGUUUACUCCAAACUGACCAAAGUUUCGUCAAAAUAAAUCCCGCAACGCCAAAUCCCCCCAACACUUUCAAACACGAAGAUUUGCUCCAAGAAGACGACUUGAAGAAUCCCGAGCACGUUCUUCGCGUCAAAAACCGAAUUUUGCUCGACAACGAGAACGAAAUUGACGAUUACGAGCCGCAACAAGCCCAAUCCGAGCAGGAACCGGAAACGGAUUUGUUGAAUUUGAUAAAACUUCCAAGUAACACUGCCGCAGCAACAAAAACCGAAAAACCCUACAAAUCGGGCCGUUUAGCUGUUUAUGGGGACAGUAAUUGUCUCGAUUCGACGCAUAUUGAUAAAGCAUGUUUUUGGCUUCUGGAUUCGUUGUUGGAGUUUACGAUGACGUCGCAUCUCACGAGUCUCCUGAAAAACAUGAAUCGCAGCGGAAAAUUGAAAUUUGCGACAGAUACGCGUCCCGUGACACGUUUGACCGACAACAAUCUUCACAAAUAUUCGAGCGUUUUGCGGAAAAAUUCGAAAUUUAAUGAGAAACGCCCGAUUGGAGAAUGUCCCGUACUUGCGUGGGCUCCGAAAAAUUCCAUUAACAUUACGUCGACUGUGAUAAUGCAUCAAAAGGAUGCCAAAUAUGAUGAUCUUGAGAGUAAUGCGAAUUUAUUGAGGAAGCUCGAAAGUGAAAAAACAAAUUUCAUCAUUGACGACUCCGACGAAGAAGUAGUAAAUUGGCGCAACAAGCCAAAUAGUUUAACAGGCGAUGAAUCUUCAUCUCGAACAAAUGCCACGUACAUUUUUAUUCUUCUCGUCAUUUGUCUGUUGAUCGCUAGUUGGCUUAAACGCAAUAAAGGACUUCCAUUAAGGCGCGUUUUUGGAUAUUUUGUACGGAAUCGUUUUAUUAACCUUCAUUAAAUGGAAACUUUUAAACAAUUCGAGAUUAAUUAAUUAUUUAUUAAUUUUUAAAAAUAAUAAUAAAUUAAAAAUAAGGAAUAUUUGUUUACCAAUUCUUACAAAGAUUUAACUUUUAAUGACCCGUAAUA